This is a messenger RNA of Salvelinus fontinalis (brook trout), 1845 nucleotides long. RefSeq lists its product as uncharacterized. The coding region runs from base 1 to 1845 and encodes 614 amino acids. The transcript has 3 exons. The record is from RefSeq and is a predicted model, not a curated record. NCBI's taxonomy places the organism in Eukaryota, Metazoa, Chordata, Actinopteri, Salmoniformes, Salmonidae.
AUGGGGACACUAUUUGGCAUGACAGGCCCCCUGGAGGUCAGGGCCCUUGGGCACAUGCCCUGGGUGCCCGCUUCCAAUCUGACACAAGGAACCGAAUGGACCACUAAGAGAACAACGGAGCUCACUGCUACGUCUCUGGAGCGAGGGAAGAAACCUCACAGCCCCCCUGCCUCCCAGCUUCCCAGCCGCCCAGCCUCCCAGCUUCCCAGCCACCAAGCCUCCCAGCCCCCCUGCCUCCCAGCCUCCCAGCCUCCCAGCCUCCCUGCCCCCCAGCUUCCCAGCCCCCCUGCCUCCCAGCCACCCUACCUCCAAGCCUCACAGCCCCCCAGCCUCCCAGCUUCCCAGCCGCCAAGCCUCCCAGCCCCCCUGCCUCCCAGCUUCCCAGCCGCCCAGCCUCCCAGCUUCCCAGCCGCCAAGCCUCCCAGCCUCCCUGCCCCCCUGCCUCCCAGCUUCCCAGCCCCCCUGCCUCCCAGCCCCCCUGCCUCCCAGCCUCACAGCCCCCCUGCCUCCCAGCCUCACAGCCCCCCUGCCUCCCAGCUUCCCAGCCGCCCAGCCUCCCAGCUUCCCAGCCGCCAAGCCUCCCAGCCUCCCUGCCGCCCAGCCUCCCAGCUUCCCAGCCUCCCAGCCGCCAAGCCUCCCAGCCACCCUACCACCAAGCAUCCCAGCCGCCCUACCUUCCAGCCUGCCAGAGGCCCUACCUCCCUGCAACUCUACCUCCCUGCCUCCCAGCAACUCUACCUCCCUGCCUACCAGCCUCCCAGCCACUCUACCUCCCUGCCUCCCAGCCACUCUACCUCCCUGCCUCCCAGCCACUCUACCUCCCUGCCUCCCAGCCACUCUACCUCCCUGCCUCCCAGCCACUCUACCUCCCAGCCACUCUGCCUCCCAGCCACUCUACCUCCCAGCCUCCCAGCCACUCUACCUACCAGCCACUCUACCUCCCUGCCUACCAGCCACUCUACCUCCCUGCCUCCCAGCCACUCUUCCUCCCUGCCUCCCAGCCACUCUACCUCCCUGCCUACCAGCCACUCUACCUCCCUGCCUCCCAGCCACUCUACCUCCCUGCCUACCAGCCACUCUCCCUCCCUGCCUACCAGCCACUCUACCUCCCUGCAUCCCAGCCACUCUACCUCCCAGCCACUCUACCUCCCAGCCACUCUACCUCCCAGCCACUCUACCUCCCAGCCUACCAGCCACUCUACCUCCCAGCCACUCUACCUCCCUGCCUACCAGCCACUCUACCUCCCAGCCUCCCAGCCACUCUACCUCCCAGCCACUCUACCUCCCUGCCUACCAGCCACUCUACCUCCCAGCCACUCUACCUCCCUGCCUACCAGCCACUCUACCUCCCAGCCUCCCAGCCACUCUACCUCCCAGCCACUCUACCUCCCAGCCACUCUACCUCCCUGCCUACCAGCCACUCUACCUCCCAGCCACUCUACCUCCCUGCCUACCAGCCACUCUACCUCCCAGCCUCCCAGCCACUCUACCUCCCAGCCACUCUACCUCCCUGCCUACCAGCCACUCUACCUCCCUGCCUCCCAGCCACUCUACCUCCCUGCCUCCCAGCCACUCUACCUCCCUGCCUCCCUGCCUCCCAGCCACUCUACCUCCCUGCCUCACAGCCACUCUUCCUCCCUGCCUCGCAGCCACUCUUCCUCCCUGCCUCCCAGCCACUCUACCUCCCUGCCUCCCAGCCACCCUACCUCCCUGCCUCAAAGCCACUCUACCUCCCAGCCUCAAAGCCACCCUACCUCCCUGCCUCCCAGCCACUCUUCCUCCCAGCCUCCCAGCCACCCAGUCUCUCACCCUGCCUCCCACCCACCCUACCUCCCUGCCACCUAG